Messenger RNA from Pteronotus mesoamericanus, 2495 nucleotides. It is a transcript of the gene ZNF408, whose product is annotated as zinc finger protein 408. Gene Ontology annotation, biological process: regulation of transcription by RNA polymerase II; embryo development; urogenital system development. Gene Ontology annotation, cellular component: nucleus. Bases 240 to 2414 code for a protein of 724 amino acids. The transcript is spliced from 5 exons. NCBI's taxonomy places the organism in Eukaryota, Metazoa, Chordata, Mammalia, Chiroptera, Mormoopidae. Gene Ontology annotation, molecular function: DNA-binding transcription factor activity, RNA polymerase II-specific; RNA polymerase II transcription regulatory region sequence-specific DNA binding. The record is from RefSeq and is a predicted model, not a curated record.
CUGUUAGUUCCCGUUCCCCGAUACUCGAAUCUCUGGUGGACCUCCGGAAUGAUAAACCCGUAUUGUUCUCUAAGAGAGUUUUGCUUCAGUAGCGUUGCCAAACCCCCGGUCCUGCGCACCAAUGAAGUCUGACUCUUACGACUCUUUCCUGAGAGUAAAUUUGGCAGUCCAUGACUGUUUCCGGGAGGAGCGGAGAAGACGAUGCUCACUUCCGGCCGAGGGAGGCUUUCUGACCCGGGAUGGAGGAGGUGGCAGAGGGGCGCUUGGAAAGGGAGCGACUGCAUUUAGCCCCCGAGCCGAGCCUGGACCCGGGCUCAGGAUGGGGCCCCUCCGGAGAAGGUUGUGCCCAGGGCCUCAAAGACUUCCCGCCCUGGCCGACCCGAGCCGUCCACGCUCUAAAGAGCCUCCCACGGGGUUUAGCCCUUGGCCCGUCACUCGUGGAGAAACAGCGCUUGGGGGUCUGGUGUGUCGGGGAGCCUCUGAGGCCAGGAGUGCUCUGGGGGCCGCUGGAAGAGGAGUCCGACUCCGAGCAGAAGGGCGAGGGAGUGAAACCACGACAGAAGAAGGACGUGUCACUAGGCCCAUGGGGAGACGUGUGUGCUUGUGAGCAGAGUUCAGGCUGGACCAGUUUGGUGCAGCGGGGCAGGCUGGAGGGUGAGGGAAAUGUGGCCCCGGUGAGGAUCAGCGAGAGGCUCCACCUGCAGGUGUACCGGGUCGUGCUGCCAGGCUUUGAGCUGCUACUGUGGCCCCGGUCUCCCUCUGAGGGCCUGAGCCCCGCCCAGCCCAGGCCAGAAGAAGAGGCGGCUGUGGCUCUGGUGACAGAAGUGGAAUCUGCUGUACAACAGAAAGUGGCCUCUCCUGGGGAGGAUGCAGGAGAAUCUUGUACAGAUCCUGUUCACCAGUCACCCCCCAGCAUCCUGGCAGAGAGUAUGCUGAGCUUUGGACUUAACCCCCAAACCCAGGACCAGCUUUCCAGGGAGAGCCAGUCACUGGGUCCAUUGUCUCAGGGUGGCAACAUGGACAAAGAAGACCUGCCCCAGGCACAGAUGCCAGCUGAACCUCAGAGCUGCUCCCUUACCCAGCGGGGCCGACAGAGCAGCGAGGCUACUUCCUUGUCUUCUGCAGGUGGCAUACAGCUGCGUGCUCACCUUGUCAAGAUGUCACGUAGCUCCAGCGACCCGUGCCGACCCAGAGCAAAGAGCUCAGAGCCCAGCGCCCGGCAGGAUGGAGAGCAGCAUCCUAGCUUCUCUGCACGCUUGCGGAGCCCUCCCAUGCCGGCGGGAAGCUCCCCGAAACAGGGGCGACGGUACCGGUGUGGGGAGUGUGGCAAAGCGUUCCUGCAGCUGUGCCACCUGAAGAAGCAUGCAUUUGUGCACACGGGCCACAAGCCCUUCCUUUGCACUGAAUGUGGCAAGAGCUAUAGCUCAGAGGAGAGCUUCAAAGCCCACAUGCUGGGCCACCGCGGGGUGCGGCCCUUUCCCUGCCCACAAUGCGACAAGGCCUAUGGCACCCAGCGAGACCUCAGAGAACACCAGGUGGUACAUUCAGGUGCCCGACCCUUUGCUUGUGACCAGUGUGGCAAGGCCUUUGCCCGCCGGCCUUCCCUGCGACUGCAUCGCAAGACUCAUCAGGUGUCAGCUGCGCCCCCCCCGUGCCCGUGCCCCGUCUGUGGGCGGCCCCUGGCCAACCAGGGGUCCCUGCGGAACCACAUGCGGCUCCACACAGGGGAGAAGCCCUUCCUGUGCCCGCACUGCGGCCGGGCGUUCCGCCAGCGGGGCAACCUACGUGGGCACCUGCGACUGCACACGGGGGAGCGCCCUUAUCGCUGCCCACACUGCGCUGAUGCCUUCCCCCAGCUGCCUGAAUUGAGGCGCCACCUCAUCUCCCACACUGGGGAAGCCCACUUGUGCCCUGUAUGUGGGAAGGCCCUCCGAGACCCGCACACGCUGCGUGCCCAUGAGCGCCUGCACUCAGGGGAGAGGCCCUUCCCGUGCCCCCAGUGUGGCCGUGCGUACACACUGGCUACCAAGCUGAGGCGCCACCUCAAAUCCCACCUGGCCGACAAGCCCUACCGCUGCCCCACCUGUGGCAUGGGCUAUACCCUCCCCCAAAGCCUCAAGCGGCACCAGCUCAGUCACCAGCCAGGGGUGCCCUCCAGCCCACCUUGUGUGCCUCCUGCUAGCUCUGAGCCCACUGUGGUCUUACUGCAGACGGAGCCAGAACUGCUGGACACAAGUAACAAACAGAACGUCUCCCCAGCCCAGGACGUCUUCGAGGUCACAGUUUCCGAGAGCCAGGAUAAGUGCUUUGUGGUGCCAGAGGAGCCAGGCCCCGCCCCCAGCCUGGUCCUCAUCCAUAAGGAUGUGGGCUUUGGCACCUGGGCGGAAGUGGUGGAGGUGGAGACAGGCACCUGACACCCUCGCCUUUCCCUAGCAGAGCUCUAUAUAAAGACAAGUGUUUUCUACGUGUCCGAUCUCUCUCUUUGGAUUGCCUGG